AUGCAAUUUAUCUUUCUUUCCAUUCUCACAGCCGCUCUCGGCGUCUGUGCAAACCCGUCCACGCCCAACGAUGGGGCGCCAAACCACAGCCCGGACACAGAUCUCGGGGUCAACAUAACCAACAUUGAGCUCGAGGAAAGGGGUAACAGCGGAACAUGGGGAGGGUUUGCCGAUUCGUGUACAGACAUCCGAUACUAUCUCAGCAACAAAGACAUGAAGAAGUACGAAAUUGGCGAGUCAAACCCAAAUUCCGCGGUCGGCGUCAAGCCAUACCUCGAUUCGCCGGUCAUUGUGGCUCGGUGCCCGAAUCUCUCUGGUCAGACGCGGUGCUCGGUGCUGCGGAUUGGCGACUGCAUGGCCAACCGGGAGGGCAAGCUUCAGAUCGUUGACAAGGGAAAAUGGCACACCACUUGCACUCAGUGUGCGUUCCAAUCUGACGGCAGAUACUUCGCCUGUCAAUGCUAUACCGGCAAGGGCAAGAACCUUCAGACCACCGUCGUCAACCUUAAUGAACUCAUCAAUAACUUUGACGGCAAUUUGAUGUGCUUCUCAAACCGUGGAAGUCCGGAAUAUUGCCCACAUGGGCCCUCCUUUGACAUCACCAAGUAUGGAAGCAAUGGCUACUGGUAUACGCCAUGGGGAAAGCCGGGCAAGCGAAGGAUAGAGCGAGAGGAUGGUGAGGAGAGGUAG
Molecule: messenger RNA, 690 nt
Organism: Ilyonectria robusta
Lineage: Eukaryota; Fungi; Ascomycota; Sordariomycetes; Hypocreales; Nectriaceae
Product: Cyanovirin-N
Exons: 3
Coding region: 1-690 (229 amino acids)
Source: RefSeq, a predicted model, not a curated record